AUUCCUGUCUGCUCUGUCAUAGUGUAGUAGUACCUGAGUACCACUGGAAGUAGAAAGAGAGAGAGAGACCGAGAGAGAGAGACAGAGAGAGCGUGUGUGUGUACGGAUAUUAGUGUACGAAUGUAUACCUACUCCCCCUCCCACAUCAAUACCCGUCAUCUCCUCCCUACAUUCCACGACCUCUGCUUCUUCCCAUCAAAACUUACACCUUUGCAGCGCAUACAGGCCAAGCCGUCUGUUUUCCUGCACUUCCCAACUCUUCAACUGACUGUGCCAUUGUAACAUCCGACAGCUCGAUACCGACGAUUACACCGCUCGACAAGCACGAACUGCCAAUAGGUGAAUCAGACAAGACGUCAACAACCAAAGAACCCGCUCGACGUAGGGACACACUCGUGACUUUUUCCCCCCCCUUUUCGGUUGCGAUUUCUGCUCGGGGAAGCAAUACCGCAAACCAACACGCCAGAGGCGCACUUUCGAACACGACCGUACCCCUCAAGGGGUCUUUUCCUGCUUCUGCCAACGAACGCACCUCAGAACCAGCCCAUUGACCUAUCCUGCCCGACACCCGCCGUUCGAGGACACGGCCGAGGCGUCGCAACGAGGAAGAAAGCGGAGAGAGAGAGAGAGAGAGAGAGAGAGCGAAGGGAAGGGAAAGAGACGAACGGAGAGACAGACAGACAGACAGGACUGCUGGACCGAACCGGACCGGACACUGCGUCUUUGUGUUAGUUACCCGGACUUCCGCCCUCAUCAACGAGGCGGCCUCGAUUCCAGACGACGACUCUCCCUCGAACAUCCACAAACGCGCACCCUCGCAUUUGCACCGCCGCCGUCACCGUCGCCAGUUAUCCAUGCUUCUCCACGACAGCAAUCAGCAGCAGCCAUGGUAAUGCUGAGCGACCAUUCCAUGCGUGCCAGCCUCCAAGUGGCGCCCUUGAAGCUUCACAAAUCCCGAUCCUGCGAUGCGCUGGCCUCGAAACAACAACAGGACCACCACCCCGCCUCGUCCACCAAGUCCUCGUACACAUCGACACACAUGACGCCGCCCGCGACGCCCAAUGGCUCGCAGGAAGACCUGGCGGCAGCUGCGGACCAGCAGAUGCCGCCGCCCGUCUUCCACAACUUUUUGCGAGCCUUCUACCCCUUCCACCCGAGCUACGCCAUGACGGACUCGAGCGUCACCUUGCCAUUGAACGAGGGGGACGUCAUCCUUGUCCACUCGAUCCACACCAACGGCUGGGCUGACGGGACCCUGCUGGUGUCGGGCGCGCGAGGAUGGCUGCCAACCAACUACUGCGAGGCCUACGACCCGGACGAGAUGCGGAAUCUGCUCAAGGCCCUGCUCAACUUCUGGGAUCUGCUACGCAGCACCUCGGUCAACGACAGCGAGAUCUUUGGCAACCAGGAGUUCAUGAAGGGUAUCAUUGCCGGUGUGCGCUAUCUCCUGGAACGCACGCAUUGCCUGACAAGGGAAUCAGCCAUGAUCACGCGCAACGACAGCCUGAGACGUGCGAGAAAGACGCUGCUCUCGGAGUUGUCGGCCCUGGUAAAGACGGCCAAGCGGCUGCAGGAGGCUCAGAAGGGCGUCGCCCGGCCCCGCGAGGACGUCAACGACAUCAUCGACGAGAUGAUCCUCAAAGCCUUCAAGAUCGUCACCAAGGGCGUGCGCUUCUUCGACAUCCUCGAGGACGACCGGCGGCAACGGGCUCCCGCCGUGACGGUCAUGGCUACCGUCAUCGAGGAGACCUACAUCCCGCCGACGCCGCCGGCCGAUCACGUCGAGUUUGUCGACGAGAACAAUAACAACAACCACCACCACCACCAACACCGUAAUCAUAAUCGCAGCAAGACAGGCUCACCGCGUAAACAGACCAACGGAACACCGAUCCGGGGCACGCCCUCACGGCAAGGGGAGAUUACAACGGCAGCGACAGCAUCAGCGACAACAACAGCAGCAGCAGCAGCAUCAACAUCAGCAUCAAGGCCGCCAUCGUCAUCUUCCUCGUCGUCCACAACAAACGCCCCGACUGGCAGCAGAGGCCUCUCUACCGUCGGCUCCCCCUCCAGUCCCAAGUCGCACAGGAUGUCUCAGAACGUCAAACGGCUGUCGGCCAACAUCUCGCACCGCGUCUCACUGGCCGGCCCUUCUCCGCUGUCAAGGCCGCAUCAUCUUGUCUCGGAACGCCUCAACAAGAGCCACGACACCUUUCUGUCCCACCUGGGCUCCUUCAUCGGCCGUCUGCAUCUGCAGUCUCAGUCGCGGCCCGAGCUGGCCUUCGCCAUCAAGCUGUCGGCCACGUCGGGCGGCGAGCUGCUGGCCGUCGUCGACGUCGUGUGCGGGCAGAGCACCAACGCCGAGAUGCUGGCGCGCGCGAGGGACAUGAUGUUUGAGCGCAUCCGCGAACUGGUGAGGGCGGCCGGCCAGAUCAUCCGCUACGCCGUGUUCCAGGACGCCGACGUCAUCAUGCCCCAGGACAACAGCAUGCUGCUGAUGGCGGCGACGGGCUGCGUCAAGGCCGCCGGCGAGUGCGUGGCCAAGACCAAGUGGGCCAUCGAGCGAGUGGGCGACUUUGAGUGCGAGUUCGAGGCCGGCGACCUGGGCAUCGACCUCGCCGUGCUCGACAUCGGCGGCGGCCCGGAGCACCACGGCCGGCGUCCGUCCGUGGCACCCUCGGUUGCGGAGACGGCGACGACGGAGGCGACGAGCGUGGCAGCCGGAAGAGAGGGGGAAGAAGAAGAAGGAGAACAAGAACAUGGAAAAGGGUCUUCUUCGGCGAGGAGCGCUGCUGACUCGGCGCAAUCUGCUGUUGUGCCGCCAACGCCCCACAGCAACCAACAACAUCAUCAUCAUCACAACCAUCAACAACGGCCCAGCAUCGCCAACGACAAGCCGCUGCCUCAACUCCCUCCGGCCGUCGCUGCUGCCGCCGCCGCCGCCGCAGCCUCCGGGUCCGGGUCCGGGUCUGAUGCUGCCCAGCCGGCUUCUCUUCUUCACCGGGGACGUCCUUCAUCUCAGAACUCGUCGUCGUCUGCUCACAACUCGCGCCCUUCGUCCGUCAACAACGACGGCGUCUCGAGUGUGGCGUCGUCCGUCUCGUCGAUCCGCCCGACUCUGCCGCCUUUGCCCAAACUGUCCACAUCCCUGCUCCCGGGAGAUGAGUACAGCCCUAUCGACAACACAAACCAGGAUGGCGGCGACUUCCACGGCAGCCACAACAACAACAACAACAACAACAGCAGCAGCAGCAGCAACGGCUCGUAUAAUCGUGCUGACAGUAUAGCCGUGUCGAGCGCCGGCAGCAGCACCACCUAUCUCAGCCGAGACUCGGAGGCCAGCCUCGUGUCGCAGACGUCGACGCGCGCAACGACGCCGGACCACGCCCUGGGCUUGAAGCUCAAGCCCUCCAUGUCGGAGCUCAGCAACGCCGGCAGCGCCAACAACAGCAACAGCAGCAGCAGCAACAACAACAAUGACGAGGUGGACGAUGUCGAGUCUAAGAUGCUCGAGAAAACGUACGCUCACGAGCUCAUGUUCAACAAGGAGGGCCAGGUCACGGGCGGCUCACUGCCUGCUCUCGUCGAGCGCCUCACGACGCACGAGUCGACGCCCGACGCGACCUUUGUCUCGACCUUUUACCUCACCUUCCGUCUCUUCUGCAGCCCUCUCAAGCUGGCCGAGACCCUCAUUGACCGCUUCCACUACGUCGCCGAGGCCCCUCACAUGGCAGGCCCCGUCCGGCUGCGCGUCUACAACGCCUUCAAGGGCUGGCUCGAGUCACACUGGCGCGACGAGACGGACCGCGAGGCCCUCGCCCUCAUCGAGCCCUUUGCCCAGUUCGAGCUCGGCGCCGUGUUGCCCUCGGCCGGCCGCCGUCUCCUCGAGCUGGCCCAGCGCGUGUCCAAGGACAUCGCUCUCGUGCCCCGCCUCGUGUCGUCCAUGGGCAAGACCAACACGUCCAUCGCCCAGUACAUCCCGGCCGACACCCCUCAUCCGCCGCUGGCCGUGACCAAGGGCCAGAUCAACCAGCUCUUCGCCUGGAGGAACGGCGGCAGCAACCCGACGGUGCUCGACUUCGAGCCCCUCGAGCUGGCCCGCCAGCUCACCAUCAAGCAGAUGAACAUCUUCUGUUCCAUCAUGCCCGAGGAGCUACUCGCGUCGCAGUGGAUGAAGAAGGGCGGCGUCGACGCCCCCAACGUCAAGGCCAUGUCGGCCCUCUCGACGGACCUGUCCAACCUCGUGGCCGAGACCAUCCUGCAGUACUCGGAGGUCAAGAAGCGAGCCGCCGUCAUCAAGCAGUGGAUCAAGGUCGCCCACCAGUGCCUCGAGCUGCACAACUACGACGGCCUCAUGGCCAUCAUCUGCAGUCUCAACAGCAGCACCAUCAGCCGCCUCCGCAAAACGUGGGACUUUGUCUCGGUGAAGCGCCGCGAGAUGCUGCGCACGCUGCAGGCCAUUGUCGAGCCCGCCCAGAACAACAAGGUGCUGCGCACUCGCCUGCACGACCACGUCCCGCCCUGUCUGCCGUUCCUCGGCAUGUUCCUGACCGACCUCACCUUUGUCGAUAUCGGCAACCCGCCGACGAAGCAGAUUCCUACCCUCAGCGGUGGUGGCGGCGGCGGCGGCGGCAACGGCGGCGGCGGCGGCAACGGCGGCGACGGAUCCGAGGAGAAUGGCGGCGGCCUCACCGUCGUUAACUUUGACAAGCACACGCGCACCGCCAAGAUCAUUGGCGAACUCCAGCGCUUCCAGAUCCCCUACCGGCUCACCGAGGUCCCCGAGAUGCAGGACUGGAUGACGUCGCAGAUUGUCCGCGUCCGCGAGAGCGACCAGGGCCAGGUCAGCUACUACCGCAAGAGCCUGCUCCUCGAGCCCCGCGAGAUGGCGGCGAUGCGGCCUACCCUUGAAUCCCAGACCAGCUCGGCGUCGACGAUGACGAUGUCGACGGCCAUGACCCCGACGACGACCACGUCGUCAUCGACGGCUUCUUCCGUCACCCAGCGAGGCGGUGAUCUCUUUGGCUGGAUGAGCCGAGACCGUGGCGCCUCGACACCGACGCCCACUCCGUUGUGAUUAAAGAUGAUGGAGGAGAGCAAAGCAACACCCCCCCCGGCCAGCCCCAACGCCAACCAACCAACCAACCAACCAACCAACCCAUGGCAAACCCAGCCCGCCUUCAUGUCUCGAUCGACUGAUAUCUUUUUGAUCCCCCCAACGGGCCAAGAAACAUCAUUUCCACAUUUCCGGCGACAUACUUUACAAUCACCCCUUAUUCUGCUUCACUUUUGAUACCCCAUUUUCUCGCCUCGCUCCGAGACGUUUUAUGUCAUGAACGACGUUUUAUUAUCCUCACGAUGACACUGAAUCACACGCACACACACACACACACACACGCAAACACACUCAUACACACACACACGCGCGCGGCGUUAAUCUGUUUAUUUGCGCUGUUUGUUUUUGUCUGGGCUUGAGGGACCGCGUCGCAACACCGGCGUUAGGUCUACGGCUUUUUGCCACGUUCUUGGGAUGCUGGGUAGGGCAUUUUCUGGAUUGGAGACCCGAAGCAAUUGUCAUCCCAACGUACUUUUAUUGGAUCAGCUCAACAUUCGCUCAACGGUCGGCUUGGAAGGACCACUUGUUUCUCCUUUUGUAGCUAAUUUCCUUUGACACUUGGUAUCGCCCGAGACGGUUUCGGCUAGAGGGAAUUUGUAAGCAUAAUAGCCUAGGCUUUGGUGCCUAUCCUGGGACACCGGUAUCACAGCAUGUAUUGCGGGCAGGCUCUUGAACGUGGGUUUGGGGACACGGUGGCGGCGGCGGCGGCGGCGUUCAAAAGGCCCAAAACUGUACACUGUAUAUGUAGGCUAAUGCUGUAAGACGGCUUCUCACGACGGCCAAGACAGACAAAAUAUC
Molecule: messenger RNA, 5911 nt
Organism: Colletotrichum destructivum
Lineage: Eukaryota; Fungi; Ascomycota; Sordariomycetes; Glomerellales; Glomerellaceae
Product: Putative ras-like guanine nucleotide exchange factor, SH3 domain, SH3-like domain superfamily
Exons: 2
Coding region: 887-5074 (1395 amino acids)
Biological process (GO): Ras protein signal transduction; positive regulation of GTPase activity
Cellular component (GO): plasma membrane
Molecular function (GO): guanyl-nucleotide exchange factor activity; protein binding
Source: RefSeq, a predicted model, not a curated record